Molecule: messenger RNA, 1005 nt
Organism: Rotaria socialis
Lineage: Eukaryota; Metazoa; Rotifera; Eurotatoria; Philodinida; Philodinidae
Source: the annotation of a GenBank genome assembly
AUGAAAGCUUUCAUUGCUCUCUGUUUUCUUUUCGUCUGUGCCUACGCCAUACCUACAUUUGAUACAAGAUUAGAUUCAGCAUGGGCGUUAUACAAGCGUACCUAUGAAAAGCAAUAUACAUCCAAUGCAGAAGAAACAACCCGUCGAUCAAUCUGGGAAGAUCAUAUUGCUUAUAUCAAUAAACACAAUCUUGAAACUGACCUCGGUUUACAUACUUAUACAUUAGGAAUGAACAAAUAUGGUGACAUGACCAUCAAAGAAUUUGUCAAACAAAUGAAUGGUCUCGAUCUCAGUUUGAAUGUCAGCUUUUCUGGUACUUGUGAUCAAUACGUUGCUCCAGCCAACUUCAAAAGACCAGAUGCUGUUGAUUGGCGUACAAAAGGCUACGUAACAGGGGUUAAAGAUCAAGGUCAAUGUGGUUCAUGCUGGGCUUUUUCAACUACUGGUGCUCUCGAAGGACAACACUUUGCCAAAACACAACAACUUGUUUCACUCUCUGAACAAAACUUAGUUGAUUGCUCAGGCAAAUAUGGUAAUUUUGGAUGCAGUGGUGGUUUAAUGGAUAAUGCCUUCAAAUACAUCAAAGAAAAUAAUGGUAUUGAUACCGAAUCAACCUAUCCAUAUGAAGCACGUGAUGAUACAUGCCGAUUCAAUGCCAGAAACGUUGGUGCCACAGAUACUGGCUGUAAGGACGUUAAACAAUACAGUGAAGAUGAUUUACAAGAUGCAAUCGCCACAGUUGGUCCAGUUUCAGUCGCUAUUGAUGCUGCCCACACAUCAUUUCAACUUUAUCGAUCAGGUGUCUACAAUGAACCAGCAUGCUCAGCACAACAACUUGAUCAUGGUGUUUUAGCUGUUGGUUAUGACAGUGUAAAUGGACAAGAUUAUUAUAUUGUCAAAAAUUCAUGGGGUUUAUCAUGGGGUAACCAAGGUUAUAUCUGGAUGAGCCGUAACAAGAACAACCAAUGUGGUAUUGCUACAUUGCCCAGCUAUCCAACCGUUUAA